GCAUCUCAUUAACAUUCGUCGCUUGUUCGUGAUGCUGAAACGAUCUCCAGCGCACGGAGCAGAGACUAGAAGUGUUCCUGUUUGUUAAAGGAGGUGUCGACGACUCGCAGGAGGACAGCGCGAGAAAGAGGAGCGGAAGAGACAGUUAAUAUACAAUUCCUUCACUGUUGGACCUGGAAAAAGGGAGCAAGAGCCCUAAUUUUCUAUACAAAAAUCACCUGCAGAAGAAAAUAGUCACCAGUGAAUUUUCCCUGACAGCAAGUCUUCAAUAUGUGUCGGAUCUAACAUAGACCAUUAUUGUGUAAACAAGGAAUAUCUCCGUUCUUGGGUGGAUGUGGGCACAUUUGUUGUGGAAAUGCCUAAGCUUAUGAAUUCAUCGGUUUUCUUUCUACCAGUUUUAUGGGGUUUGGCGCUUGGUGGCUCUCAAAGUGUACAAAUUGGUGGACUCUUUCCAAGGGGUGCUGAUCAGGAGUACAGUGCAUUUCGGAUAGGAAUGGUUCAAUUCAGCACACCCGAAUUCAGAUUGACGCCCCAUAUUGACAAUCUGGAAGUAGCGAACAGUUUUGCCGUCACCAAUUGUUUCUGUUCCCAGUUCUCGAGAGGAGUUUACGCCAUCUUUGGAUUCUACGACAAGAAGUCGGUCAACACGAUAACGUCGUUCUGUGGGACUCUGCAUGUGUCAUUUAUCACCCCCAGCUUCCCGCUGGAUGGAACUCACCAAUUCAUCAUCCAGAUGAGGCCUGACAUCAAAGGACCCCUACUCAGCCUCAUUGAGUACUACAAGUGGGACAAGUUUGCCUAUCUCUACGACAGUGAUAGAGGUUUGACCACGCUGCAGGUGGUGCUGGACACGGCUGCGGAGAGGAAGUGGCAGGUGAUGGCCAUUAACGUGGGCAACCUGAAGGACGAGAGGAAAGACGAGGCCUAUCGCUCCCUCUUCCAGGACCUGGAGAACAAGAAGGAGAGACGGGUCAUCCUCGACUGUGAACAGGACAAAGUCCGAGACAUUAUGGAGCAGGUCAUCACCAUUGGCAGACAUGUGAAAGGCUACCACUACAUCAUUGCAAAUUUGGGUUUUGUGGAUGGGGACCUCUCCAAAAUCCAAUAUGGCGGAGCCAACGUGUCAGGUUUCCAGAUUGUGGAUUUUGAUGACCCGUUGGUGUCCAAAUUUGACCAGAUUUGGGAGGCUCUGGAGGAGAAGGAAUACCCUGGUGCCGACAGUAAGAUUAGGUACACAUCUGCGUUGACCUACGACUCAGUGCAGGUGAUGACGGAGGCCUUCCGCUACCUGCACAAGCAGCGCAUUGACAUCGCCAGGAAGGGCAACAACGGCGACUGUCUGGCCAACCCCGCUGUGCCCUGGGCGCAGGGAGUGGAGAUCGAGCGCGCACUCAAACAGGUUCGUGUGGACGGCCUCACAGGGAACAUUCAGUUCGAUCAACAUGGCAAACGAGUCAACUACUCAGUUAAUAUCAUGGAGCUGAAAAAUAAUGGUCCUGUGAAGAUUGGAUAUUGGAACGAAGUUGACAAAAUGGCUGUCACAAAAUCAGACGUGUUCCCGAAUGACACAACAGGGAUGGAAAACAAAACUGUCAUUGUGACCACAAUCUUGGAAGCCCCAUAUGUAAUGCUUAAGAAGAACGCUGACCUUUUUCUAGACAAUGAAAGAUACGAGGGCUACUGUGUCGAUUUGGCCGCUGAGAUAGCCAAGCACUGCGGCUUCAAAUACCAGCUGAAAAUUGUGGGGGAUGGAAAAUAUGGAGCCCGAGACGCUGAGACCAAGAUCUGGAACGGAAUGGUGGGAGAGCUCGUCUAUGGGAAAGCUGAUAUAGCCGUGGCACCGUUGACCAUUACCCUCGUCCGAGAAGAAGUCAUUGACUUCUCCAAGCCCUUCAUGUCCUUGGGGAUCUCCAUCAUGAUCAAGAAGCCCCAGAAGUCUAAACCUGGAGUCUUCUCUUUCCUGGACCCUCUGGCCUACGAGAUAUGGAUGUGCAUCGUGUUUGCCUACAUCGGUGUGAGCGUGGUGCUCUUCCUGGUCAGCCGAUUCAGCCCAUACGAGUGGCACACAGAGGAGUACGAGGAUGGCCAGAUCCAGACUAAUGAAUCGACCAACGAGUUUGGGAUAUUCAACAGUCUCUGGUUCUCCCUCGGCGCCUUCAUGAGACAGGGCUGUGACAUCUCGCCAAGAUCCCUCUCUGGGCGUAUUGUGGGAGGGGUGUGGUGGUUCUUCACCUUGAUCAUCAUCUCCUCCUACACGGCCAACCUGGCUGCCUUCCUCACUGUUGAGAGGAUGGUGUCGCCCAUUGAGAGUGCUGAGGAUCUGGCGAAGCAGACCGAGAUUUCCUAUGGAACACUGGACUCCGGCAGUACCAAGGAGUUUUUUAGGCGCUCCAAAAUUGCCCUAUUCGAUAAGAUGUGGACUUACAUGCGGAGCGCAGAGCCCUCUGUGUUCGUGAAAACCACAGCAGAGGGGGUGCUGCGGGUGCGCAAGUCCAAGGGCAAAUACGCCUAUCUGCUGGAGUCCACCAUGAACGAGUACAUCGAGCAGAGGAAGCCCUGCGACACCAUGAAGGUCGGCGGCAACCUGGACUCCAAAGGCUAUGGGAUCGCCACGCCCAAAGGAUCCUCAUUAAGAAAUGCGGUUAACCUCGCAGUACUAAAACUGAAUGAGCAAGGCCUGUUGGACAAAUUGAAAAACAAAUGGUGGUACGACAAAGGAGAGUGCGGCAGCGGGGGAGGUGAUUCCAAGGAGAAGACGAGCGCCCUCAGUCUGAGCAACGUUGCUGGGGUCUUCUACAUCCUGGUCGGCGGACUUGGUUUGGCCAUGCUGGUGGCCUUGAUUGAGUUCUGUUACAAGUCCCGAGCCGAGGCGAAACGAAUGAAGGUGGCAAAGAAUGCACAGAGUGACCUUCACAGACGCGAUGAGGAGCAAAGCGAGGCUGUCUAUAACGGGGAGUACUGGGGAGAACGGCCGUGUGAUGACUCCAGAGUUUCCGAAAGCAGUGCAUGCAGUACCUUACGUGAGACCUGGCAUGGGAAUGAACGUCAGCUUGACAGAUCUCUCCUGAUCGAUAAGAACCUUUCGAGUGCCUUACACUGGUUUCAAUAGAACAGUUUUUGUCUUUUCCCCCGCCCCUCUUUCUUCGCACUUUCUUUUUCUCGGUGUUCGUUGAAUGGUUCGAGGGUCCUCACAUUAUGGUGGCAUGAAGACAUUUCCUUCUUUUUGCUCUUUAUUUCUCACUAAACAAAAUACUCUCCCUCUCGAUGGAAUUUAAUCUCGGAAUAAAAAGGGAGGCCGUUUUUUUGUAAACCGGUGACGUCAUCAUUUACUAUCUCUAUCUGAGUUUUAGGAGGCUUUAUUGACUGUAACAGCUGCUAAUGGGAGUUCUGUCAUCUCAACUGGGGGGGGGAAGUUAUUGUUUCUGUAGCCUCCACCGCCAACCCCGAGAUCCUUCAAGCAUACUUGACUUAAUUUGCAUUGAGAUGUGAAAUGUCUUUUUCUAUAGAAAAUGUAAGAAAAACUAUAUGGAAAAAAUAUUUGUAUGUAUUUUCACAAAAUGGCUUUUAAAUAAUCCUGCUUACAUACUGGUUGAAUAUAAACAUAUUAAUGUGUGAGUAUAGUGAAAUAACAAUAGCUUAACAUCUUGUAGUUCCAUAUUUAAAAGCCCAAUAUGUUGCUAAUGGGGUUGAAAUGUUUAAAUCAUGUAAUUUAUUACUAUUGUAAACUUUCCUGUAAAUCUUAUUCUUUAACAUUUGCUGUUGAUAUAAAAUACUUAGCAAUGCUUGACAUUUGAGAUCAAUAAUUUACCUAUGCCUUUUACUUGUUCAAGUGGGUGGCACAAUUCUGUAUUUUUUUGAAUGUUAUUUGAUUGUUUUGAAGUAUUUUGCUGUUUGUAUUUCUUUCUGUCAAGGACCAGGGUAGCAGUCCAGUCCAUGACAUCCCACUCUAUUGUACUAUAUGUUUUGCUGUGAGAGGAAAAGAAACAUACACACUGGUCAAAAUGGUCGUUUAAAAAUGCCAAAUAGGUUAAAGAGUGCCAAAAUGUAGUGCCAGUAGGUAUGAAUAUAGUCCUAAUAUAAUCAGUCACUGUCAUCCAAGCGAAUGUAGUCAAUACAUUCUGUACGUUUUGUAACAGUUUUAUGGCUAAGACAUUUUGUACAGUUCUAUGGCUAAGACAGUGAUAUUUCAACAGCUUUUUUUUCUCUUCAGCUUUCAAGUUAACUCCACAGACUUUGUAUUAGCCUAAGUGUAAAAUAGCACUAGUUGCAUGUCAUUGCCUCAAUUACAUAUUAUUUCAUUUAACUUUACUUUUAAAAUGUUGACUAUAUGCGUUUCCAUUUUAAUGUUGAAGUUGUGAGACUAAAUGUUUGAGACUGGAAAUAGGACACUAGACAUAAUAUAUAUAUAUAUAUUUUAUAUUUUAUAUGACAAGUAUAAAUAAUACCUUCUAAAAUUGUACAACCCUACACUAAUUAUUAUUAUUUAAUUUUUUUACAAUUACAUGCAGUACUUAUUAAUGCGGAUCAUUUGGCGGUGACAGAUUUUCAAUAUCAGUUAUUUUGUAGGAUACGUUUCCAAGGAAACGUUACAUUUUUGGAUACAACACAACCCCCAGAAGCUUUUUUUUAGGUAGGAGCUUUGAAACAGCUUUUACAGACACACACCUCUGAUUUAGGCAAACACGGACAGUUUCAGAAAGCCCAAUGUUACUUUUGCAUUUGAAUAACCUGAUCUAACACGCGAUAACCUCCUCUCACAUAUGUAAAGGGAGCAAUGUACUAUUGGUAUCACUGUUGAUUUUUUUGUGGUGAACAAUACAACAGUAUGUUAUCUAAUCAACCUCAUCAUCACAUAUCCAGACUAUUCUCACUGACAUUUUGUAUAUGGAAUGUGUGCUAACUUGUUUAUCUUUGGGACUCUUUCUAAAUAAAAAGUGGCUAAUCUCUUGUUAUCA
Molecule: messenger RNA, 4955 nt
Organism: Oncorhynchus mykiss (rainbow trout)
Lineage: Eukaryota; Metazoa; Chordata; Actinopteri; Salmoniformes; Salmonidae
Product: glutamate receptor 2
Biological process (GO): monoatomic ion transport
Cellular component (GO): membrane
Molecular function (GO): ligand-gated monoatomic ion channel activity; signaling receptor activity
Source: RefSeq, a predicted model, not a curated record